Messenger RNA from Vittaforma corneae ATCC 50505, 264 nucleotides. RefSeq lists its product as uncharacterized. The transcript has a single exon. Bases 1 to 264 code for a protein of 87 amino acids. NCBI's taxonomy places the organism in Eukaryota, Fungi, Microsporidia, Nosematidae. The record is from RefSeq and is a predicted model, not a curated record. Gene Ontology annotation, biological process: regulation of transcription by RNA polymerase II. Gene Ontology annotation, cellular component: NuA4 histone acetyltransferase complex; nucleus.
AUGACUGAGAAGAAGCUGAAUCUGGCAGAUUCUACAAUACAAAUUAGGAUCUUAAAGGCACUCGAAGAUAUAAAACCAUUUGGAGUUUUUAAGCAUUUCCACAUGGUCAAAGUGAUCAGAAACCUAAAACAGCCAAACAUUAUUGAAUCUAAGCACAUUUGGCAAUACUUGGAAUCAGAGUAUGACAUGAAAAAAUAUGAUGAAAGAACAAACUUUGUUCUUAUAAGCGAGACAAAAACAUUUGAUCAGAUAUUCCAGGAAUGA